Messenger RNA from Lymnaea stagnalis (great pond snail), 563 nucleotides. The record is from the annotation of a GenBank genome assembly. NCBI's taxonomy places the organism in Eukaryota, Metazoa, Mollusca, Gastropoda, Lymnaeidae.
UCCCCAGAUUACCUUUGGGUGGCCACCGUUCUCGCAACGAUCGGAAAGUUCGGGGCGUCCGGCGCCUACGCCAACAUCUGGCUGUUCUCCGCCGAGCUGUUCCCCACUGUGCUGCGGAGCAGCGGGCUGUCUUCCGGCUCGUUCUUCGCCAGGAUGGGUGGCCUCAUCUCCCCUUACAUAGCCAACUUGGUAAGGUUUGUACAGUCCAGGCCAAUGCAUUAGCGUUACAUCGUUUGUUAUACAUUUGUGUGUGUGAGCAGGGGCGGCACUUAUUUUGGGGUAUUUCGGCCCACUUCAUAUUCUUAUAUAACUCAUUUUUUUGUAAUGUAAUGUGGUUUCAGUUAUUUAUCAGGGGCUAGAAGGUCGCCGCUCUUUGGACUGUUGCAUGUUUGUUUUUCUUGUUAUAGGGCAGUCAAGACGACGGCGUGGUGAUACAAAUUUUGCCCCUAAUGAUAUUUGGCGCCCUAUCUCUCAUUGCCGGAGCCCUCGCCUAUCUCCUGCCCGAGACCAAAAAUGCCCGUCUGCCGGAAACGAUAGCAGAAGCGAUCCGCUUUGGAAGGUGA